GACGGCUGCAGAGGGAGGGAGGAGCGGGCGACAUCUUGGAUUCAUGAGUGAACGGUGACCGCAGCCUGAAACACAAAAUACACUCAAUAACUCAGAGCUUCGGUCAGAACCGAACACAGCUGUCUCUGCUGAGCCGGUCCAGGUCCGGUCCGGAGGGAGACACAGAGACAGACACGCAGAGAUUAUCUUUCCAGUGACUGACAGCUUGGCUCUGCCUCUCUUCAGUUUUCCAAAAUGGCCUGUAAACAGUGAGUGAGACCAACACCAUGAUCGGAGGACUCUUCAUCUACAACCACAAGGGCGAGGUGCUGAUCUCCCGUGUCUACCGUGAUGACAUCGGGAGGAAUGCGGUGGAUGCGUUCCGUGUGAACGUGAUCCACGCACGUCAGCAGGUGCGCUCGCCCGUCACAAACAUCGCCCGAACCAGCUUCUUCCACGUCAAGCGCUCCAACAUCUGGCUGGCUGCCGUUACCAAGCAGAAUGUCAACGCAGCCAUGGUGUUUGAGUUCCUCUACAAGAUGUGUGACGUCAUGACCGCCUAUUUCGGCAAGAUCAGCGAGGAGAACAUCAAGAACAACUUUGUGUUGAUCUACGAGCUUCUAGAUGAGAUCCUGGAUUUUGGGUACCCCCAGAACUCUGAGACCGGAGCCUUGAAGACCUUCAUUACUCAACAGGGUAUUAAGAGCCAGCAUCAUACGAAAGAGGAGCAGUCUCAGAUUACCAGUCAGGUCACUGGACAGAUCGGCUGGAGACGUGAAGGCAUCAAAUAUCGCCGCAAUGAACUCUUCCUGGAUGUACUGGAAAGUGUGAACUUGCUGAUGUCACCGCAGGGUCAGGUGUUGAGUGCCCAUGUGUCAGGGCGUGUGGUGAUGAAGAGCUACCUGAGUGGAAUGCCAGAGUGCAAGUUCGGCAUGAACGACAAGAUUGUCAUCGACAAGCAGGGCAAAGGUGGCACUACCGAUGACUCAGGCAAGAGUGGGAAACAGUCCAUUGCGAUCGAUGACUGCACGUUCCAUCAGUGUGUCCGUCUCAGCAAGUUUGACUCGGAGCGCAGUAUUAGCUUCAUCCCUCCCGACGGAGAGUAUGAGCUCAUGAGGUACCGCACCACUAAAGACAUCAUCCUCCCUUUCCGCGUCAUCCCGUUGGUCCGUGAGGUGGGCCGCACCAAACUGGAGGUAAAGGUGGUGAUCAAGUCUAACUUCAAGCCCUCCUUGCUAGCACAGAAGAUAGAGGUGCGCAUUCCUACUCCACUCAACACCAGUGGGGUUCAAGUCAUCUGUAUGAAGGGAAAAGCCAAGUACAAAGCCAGUGAGAACGCCAUUGUUUGGAAGAUCAAGCGAAUGGCUGGUAUGAAGGAGUCUCAGAUCAGCGCUGAGAUUGAGCUGCUACCCACUAAUGACAAAAAGAAGUGGGCUCGCCCACCCAUCUCCAUGAACUUUGAGGUACCUUUUGCUCCAUCAGGACUGAAAGUGCGCUACCUGAAGGUCUUCGAGCCGAAGCUGAACUACAGCGACCAUGAUGUCAUCAAAUGGGUGCGUUACAUCGGCCGCAGCGGCAUCUAUGAGACCCGCUGCUAACAGCAGCCCCUCCGUGAGGAGGGGGGAGAGACGUAGACGAAUAGUCGGGCGGGAUGAACAGAGGACGAGGAGAAUGGAGUUAUUCAUUGUCUCACUCUCCCCUCCCUCCCUCAACUUUUUAUACGGGGCUCUGUUCACAACAAAAACAACAACAAAGGGAAACACUAAAAGAACAUCCAAAACAACAUCACAGAUCAAAACAAAUGUGUCCUUCAGAAUAAAACGUAAAGUUUAUCUGCAAUGAUAAAAAUAGUUUAUCCUCAUCAGCCCCUCCAGAAGUUCACUUGCUAUGAGAUGAGAUGUAAACCCCCACUCAUUUCUCCUUUUCUAAUUCUUCCACAACAUGCAUUCCAGACCCUCAGUCCCCAUUGAAUCCCAACUAAUGUGGGGCCCUUUUCAUCCCGUAAUUAGCACUGAACCUGUGUUCCUGCUCACAGGCGCUAUCAGUGUGGCCAUUUCCUGCUCCUUAAUCUCUUGGGGCUUUCGCACCGGACAUUUCUAGGAACUAGUAGCCACCAGGGUGGUUCCAUUAGAAUUAAUAUUCCCAGAGGGCCGUUUUCCUGGUUGCAUUCGCACUGCCAGUAGGAACUAUGAAGUGACGUAAGCUGCGCUUGUUGUUGUGACUUUUAUUUUGAUGGAGCUGAGAACGCCAGAGCCUGAGAACACAGCGCUUGCAUUCUCCAUCUUCAUUAGUUCACAGUUUGUUUAACAGCCUGUCUAAUAUCUAUGUUAUUAGAUAGAACUAUUACACAACGAAAGAAAGAACAUUAGCGUUUGCCGUGUGGUUGAUGUCCAAUGUCACUAGCUGAGCAGAAAUACAUUGGUUUUGCUUGUUCCCUCAAAGUUGCGUUGUAUUUUCUCCUUAACUCAAGAGGUCCAUCUGUCAUUGUUUUCCAUGUUCGUAGAGUUAGUUUGUAGAGUAAAUAUAUAGGCUAUAAUCUGUGUGUGUACAUGGCUUUUUAAAAAAAUGGCAGGUACCAGUGUUUCACGUGCGUUUGACCAGUCAGCAUACACUUACGUCGCUGGUAGUUCCUAUAGUGCUGGUUUAGACCCUACUCUGAAGUAGGAGCUAAUUUAGUUUCCCCAGAAGGAGUCCCUAGAACUAAAAUCCUUCCUAGUUCCUGCGGUGCGAACAUGGCAAAAUCCGGGUACUUCCGCCAAUAGUUCUAAGAACUAUGAUAAGGUUCCUCCAGUGUGAAAGCCCCUUCUGUCUGCUAAUCUGGACCCUGGAAACAUUACCCUUCAUGCUUCAUUUUUGUAGUUGUGUCUCCUAAGAGUAUUAGUUAGGUAUCGUCCAUGUUCUUGUUCUCAGUGAAUUGGUGUAAAUGUUAAGCCAAUGGCCCCACAAUGUUCUUGAGCGUAAACUUUUCAUUGGUCAUUUUACGUACGUAAGUUACCAUUUUGUCUUAAUUUUUUUUUGUCUCAAUAUAAAAGAAUUUCUCUGUGACCAAAAUGAGGUGCGAGGAUGUUUGAAUUAAAGCAACAAACCGUACUAAUGCUUAAGUCCAGCUGUCUGUGUGCAUAUACAAUACUAUAUACACUGUAACAAAACCACCACGGCGAUUUAGACGAGUUUUAGCUUUCAUUUGGUGUCAUAUAGUGACUGGCGUGUACGUGUGUGGGUCAGGGGUCCCCAACAUCUCUCAGGGACUUUGCAUUUGUGUGCUUAACAUUCUUUCCAUGUCACACUUUAACUUUCAUCAACAUUUGCCACUUUGUUUACUUGACUGAAGUUUACUGUGCAUUUCAACAUUUCUCCUGAGAUUAGUUUGCCUGCAAAUGCAACUUCAAAAGGACGCAUUUCACUAAAUACAUAAGAGAGGGGCUAGAAUAUUAGGGAGUCCCUUGGAUUGUUCCUAGGGAUGAUCUCUAAACCUCUUUCUUUAGUCCUGAUCUAAGGCAGGAGAUUUGGGAGAUGUCAAAACAUAUAAGCCGUGUCUGCCUUUAAGGUCUAUAACACCGUGCUCGUUCCUUUCAUGUGCAUGAAAACUCUUCACUCUGCGGAAGACUCCGGAGGAUUUAUCUUAAUGCGAAUGCAUUUUGGUUGAACAGCACAGAGAUGGAAGCACAGUUUAGUUGACAAAAACUGUCUGGCCUUGACAUUUGUGCUAUCUGCGUUGUUUAAGGCAACACUUCAAACUCGAUCCUGCAGAUUUAAGUGUGCAUCAUCUUGAACACUUUUGCCAUAAACUUACACUGUCUGAUGUGUUUCAGCUCUGAGAGGUGAUGAGGCUCCUUUUGCAGUGUAUUGUCUUCAUUUGGUAACUUUGUGAUGUUGUCUUAAUCCUAAUAAAAUGUGUAAUCAAUUA
Megalobrama amblycephala (Wuchang bream) is the source of this 3886-nucleotide messenger RNA. It is a transcript of the gene ap2m1b, whose product is annotated as adaptor related protein complex 2 subunit mu 1b. Gene Ontology annotation, cellular component: cytoplasmic vesicle; AP-2 adaptor complex. Gene Ontology annotation, biological process: clathrin-dependent endocytosis; intracellular protein transport. The transcript has 12 exons. NCBI's taxonomy places the organism in Eukaryota, Metazoa, Chordata, Actinopteri, Cypriniformes, Xenocyprididae. Gene Ontology annotation, molecular function: clathrin-cargo adaptor activity. The record is from RefSeq and is a predicted model, not a curated record. Bases 267 to 1577 code for a protein of 436 amino acids.